CCCAGUCAGCCUCCCCGAAGCCGCGCGGCCGCCGCCCGCACUCGCCGCAGGACCGGCCCGCCGGGCUCCCCGGGGUGCGCCCUCCUCGGCCCCGCGCCCCGCGGGCUCUCCGGGACACCGCCCCCCCAACUCCGGCUCGCGGCCCCGCCCGGCCCGUCCCCCGCCCAGCGCCCGGGCGCGCCAAGGAUGUGAGUCCUGCUCGCCGGUGCCGGAGCAGCAGCCACUCGCGCGCCGAGCCGGAGCGUAGCGCAGCGCAGCGCCGGGCGCUCGCAGGGUCGCUCGGGCGGGCGGCGCGCUCUCGCCUCCGAGGUGUCCCCCGGCCCCUUGCCGGCGCCACCGCCGCAGCUGCCCGCGGGCGGUCCCCGGCCGGCCGCCCCCGGCCCCAGCGCCGCUGACCCUGUCCGCCGCGGGCGGGGACGCGGGCGGAGGAGGCGCCGCCGCGGAGCCCCCGGACGCGACCAUGUCGGAGGUGCUGCCCUACGGCGACGAGAAGCUGAGCCCCUACGGCGACGGCGGCGACGUGGGCCAGAUCUUCUCCUGCCGCCUGCAGGACACCAACAACUUCUUCGGCGCGGGGCAGAACAAGCGGCCGCCCAAGCUGGGCCAGAUCGGCCGGAGCAAGCGGGUUGUUAUUGAAGAUGAUAGGAUUGAUGACGUGCUGAAAAAUAUGACAGACAAGGCACCUCCUGGUGUCUAACUCCCCCAAAGACAAUGAGUUAAGGGAGAGUAAGAACGGCGGUAACAGUUAUUGGCAAAAAGCAUGAAAAGAGAAAGCACUUUGAAAUUCAUGACUAGCUUGCUACCCACGAUGAAAUCAACAACCUGUAUCUCGUGUCAGGCCGGGAGACAGACGAGGCGCGAGAAGGUGGAGAAGGUUCUGGGCUCCUCAGCAAAAAUAAAAAUUAAAAAAAAAAUUAAAAAUUUAAAAAUCACUAUAUACACACAUAUAAAGAAAUAAAAAAGAAGUCUCAGUACAGCUAUUUGUCAGAAUUAAUAUCCAUUUCCUUUUAUAUACAGUGAAUAUUGCGCAAUGAUAGAUCUGGAUUUUGAACCACUUAAAUAAUGAAGCGGCAACACCGGGUGAUUUGAGGUGUUGGCAUUCUUCACUGAUUUGGCUGUUCCCAAUGUUUACACUAUUUAAUCUUGCAAAAAUGAUUCUGUGCACUUGGAUGUGAAAUGCUGUCCGGUUUUAUUUUUUUUUUAUGUUGUUAUCCUUGGAUGUAUGAAAAAUCAGCAGAUGAUCUCUAUAGAUACUAUGUUUUAUUUUGGUCAUCAUUUGAAGUUAUCAGGAAUGUGUUUAAAACAAGAAGAGAACUUUUCUAAGGAAUGAUACAAAGGAAGAAUCCUUGUUUUAUUUUCAAAUGACUUGUAAAGCUUGUGUUUCUUUGUUGCUGCAAGCUAUUUGCCCAAGUUAAUGCAAAUGGACACAUUUUAUAUGUCAGGAAAAAAAACUCAGAAAAACAAAACAAAACAAAAAAAAAUGCUUGAGCUCUUUCUAACCUCUUCCUGCAGUCUGUUGUGUGAGCAGCCUGUUUUUUUUCUCUAAUAUCGUGUCAGUUUAUUCUCUUUAAUGGGCUGUAAAAAAAAUGUAAUCACAAGAGUGCCAAAUAUCUUGAAAUGCCAAAAGGCAUUUUGGUUUCUUUUCUUUUUCCCUGUGCUCUGAGUCCACGUAAAGGAAUGCUUGGAGUGUCUUUUCUGUUAUUUAUAGGGGUUCUCUUAAGGCACACCAGCUGCCUGUUUUGCAUGGUAUUUGCAAAAAACAAAACAAAACAAAAAAAAACCCAACAACAACAACAAAAAACCCGCCUCUUACGUGAGGAAAUCUUUUACCACUUUUUGUUUGCAACUUUGGACCUCAAGAGGUUUCUUCCCUUCCCUGUUCCCUCUUUUCUUAAUUCGAUAUUCUGGAUGUCGCACCUGUAACCAGCACACGGGGCUCUUUCUCCAACUUACAAUAAAAGAACUGUCCCUGUGUCUCA
This is a messenger RNA of Lutra lutra (Eurasian river otter), 1979 nucleotides long. It is a transcript of the gene CAMK2N1, whose product is annotated as calcium/calmodulin dependent protein kinase II inhibitor 1. NCBI's taxonomy places the organism in Eukaryota, Metazoa, Chordata, Mammalia, Carnivora, Mustelidae. The record is from RefSeq and is a predicted model, not a curated record. Gene Ontology annotation, biological process: negative regulation of protein kinase activity. The transcript is spliced from 2 exons. Bases 461 to 697 code for a protein of 78 amino acids. Gene Ontology annotation, molecular function: protein kinase binding; calcium-dependent protein kinase inhibitor activity.